CCCGGCAGGCCGAGGCCGGGUCCUUUGGUUCCGGUUCCAGAGUCCGGACCCAGGCCCAGAGCUGGGAGCGCUGCCGUGCGCCAGCAGAUACAGCAUAUGGUCUGUUUAAAGUAAAGAUGUCUUUAAAUCCAUCUACAUUUUUGAACCAAGAAAGGGAUCAGAAAUUAAAAAGAAAUUUUGAAUGUUUGAAAAAUUCACAACAACAGACUACUUCAUCACUUCAAGAUAACCCACUUCAGAAUUUACAGUUAGCAUCCUGGGAAGUUCUUGAAAAGGCCCAAAAAAGUGGGAGAUCAAAGUGCCCAAGAUGUGGUAGUUCAAGGAUGUUUUAUUGUUAUUCAUGUUAUGUUCCAGUUGAAACUGUGCCUACCAAAGAAAUUCCAGUUGUGAAGCUUCCCUUGAAGAUUGAUGUAAUUAAACACCCAAAUGAAACUGAUGGCAAAAGCACUGCUGUUCAUGCUAAACUCCUAGCACCUGAAGAUGUGACCAUUUAUACAUAUCCUUGCAUUCCGGACUAUGAAGAAAAAAGACAUGAAAUUGCACUUAUCUUUCCUGGUCCUAACUCAAUUUCGGUAAAAGAUAUUAUUCUCCACCUGGAAAAAAAUGUUGAGAAAACUGUUAGUUGUGGCAGUGAUGAUGAUUCUUCAUCAGAGCCAUUUCUCAAGAAGGCAAAAAUAGAAACAAAAGAAGAUCGAAACCUAAGUGAAUGCAAAUCAAACAGCAGGAGUGAAGACACUGUACUGAAGAGAGUAAUAUUUAUUGACAGUACUUGGAAUCAAACCAACAAAAUAAUCACCGAUGAGCGACUUCAAGGGUUACUACAAAUUGAGUUGAAAACAAGGAAAACUUGCUUUUGGCGUCAGCAGAAAGGAAAGCCAGAUACGUAUCUUUCUACAAUUGAAGCCAUUUAUUAUUUUCUUGUGGAUUAUCACCAGGAGGUUUUAAAAGAGAGCUACAAAGGACACUAUGACAACUUGCUUUUUUUCUUUUCAUUUAUGUACACAUUGAUAAAAAACGCCAAGAAUUCUGCAGGAAAAGAAUAAGCCAAGACAUCUGUUUGUUCUUUCUUUAAUUAUGAUAAAGUGUAAUAAGAUAAUUUUUUGUCAAAAUGACAUUUGAGAGUUCAAUAAUAAAACCGUGUAUUGCACUCUG
Molecule: messenger RNA, 1152 nt
Organism: Gopherus evgoodei (Goodes thornscrub tortoise)
Lineage: Eukaryota; Metazoa; Chordata; Testudines; Testudinidae
Gene: DTWD1
Product: DTW domain containing 1
Exons: 5
Coding region: 117-1043 (308 amino acids)
Biological process (GO): tRNA modification
Cellular component (GO): nucleus
Molecular function (GO): tRNA-uridine aminocarboxypropyltransferase activity
Source: RefSeq, a predicted model, not a curated record